This is a messenger RNA of Symsagittifera roscoffensis, 2988 nucleotides long. RefSeq lists its product as uncharacterized. NCBI's taxonomy places the organism in Eukaryota, Metazoa, Xenacoelomorpha, Acoela, Convolutidae. The transcript is spliced from 7 exons. The record is from RefSeq and is a predicted model, not a curated record. The coding region runs from base 92 to 2728 and encodes 878 amino acids.
UUUGUUUUGAUGCUACAAGUGAUUGCUUUGUUUUAUGGAAACCGUUAAGACUUGAGUAUAUGCGACGAGGAUACGUUCCGAAGGAAGCGGAAUGGCCCGAACGAAGCAGAGUGCGCGAAAGGGCAGACAUAUUAAGGAUAAAAAAUCUAUACAAACAGACGUCUCUGCUGCUAUCAGUCAGAACCAGAACUGUUACGGGAAACCCGGAAAAGUCCAGCUGACGGAUCCUCUAAUGCAAAUCAAAGAAAUCGAUUUCCUCAAUCAACUAGAUACACUCUCCAAAUUCAGUGUUAAUUUUUAUGACUUCAGAUCGCUAUACGCGGACAAGUCGAAAUGUUUACGCGUAUUAUCUCUUGACCAGGCACGCCGCAACUGGUUUCCUAGCAAUGAAUGGAACUGCUUAAAGAAUGCAUUUUCAUACUUGGUUUCAAACGUUGGCCAUAGUAAGGUGCAAAACGCGGGUCAAGUGUUAUGGCUUCGCUGGGCAUUACAAAAGAGUGGAGAUACACCGCUAGCUGUUAUAGCGGACCACGUUGAGCAUUCACAGGAGGCACUGUGCGCGAAGAUGAUUGCUGUGUUUGCGGGCGAAAGAGCACUAGCCAGGUUUCUGUUUGAGAAUUACCUGCACUUCAUCUACAAUGUGAUCAAGAAGAAAAGAGAUCCAAUCUGCCUGUAUGAGCCGCCACAUAAUAUCAUACAAGAUAUUGGAGAAGAGGUGCCGAAACCGAAGCUGCGAAGCGAAUAUGGUUCAGAUGCUGAAAUUCGCAAGCCCAAAGCUUGCAAUGUGGACAUGUUUCUGAAUGUGAUGGAAAAGCAACUACGCAAAUAUAGCUUGAGACAUGAGAGGAGAGGCAGAGACGGAGAUAAAAAUUCUGAUGAGAUAGUUUCGUCCAAUGUGCAGAAACCAAAGGACGUCCUGUUGCACUGGGGAUGUUCAGAUGCCAUUGAAGAUAUUCUUAUUACUCGCAUAAAGGUGCGAGAGAGUUCAAACGAAGACGUAAAUGAAGACGAUGUAAGUGAAGAUGACGAAGAACACGAUGAAGACGGUGAAGUAGGCAAUGAAGAAGAGGAUGAUCAAGAACAGGAAGUCAAACAAGAAGAAGAUGUCAAUCUAGAACAGCCCACCAAGCAAGCCGUGGAUAUCAAUCUAGAACAGCCGACCAAGCAAGCCGUGGAUAUCAACCUAGAACAGCCGAUCAAGCAAGCCGUGGAUAUCAACCUAGAACAGGGAAUCAAGCAAGAGACGAUUGACGAUGAAGUGAAAUUGGAAUAUGUGUAUGAAGCUAUCCUUUCCAUCCGCAACAAUAACUGUUUCUACAAAGCGUAUGCUAGCAGCGAGGAGCUGGCAGUUGAAGCAGUUGCUUCACUUGUGAUACAAGGAGUGUUCGGUAGGAAAUCAUUGGCCAAACUCCUCCUCCGAAGCUACAUAAAUUAUCUCAAUGCAACUCAAUCGCGUGAAAUUCCCAGGCCACAAUUGUUUUUGAGACUCCAGAAACCACCAGCGUCGGAAGAGCCAGUUGAUGGACCCAAAGUUCAAAUCACAAGAGAUCGUCUUCCUUGCCUCCUUAUGCAAUUAAUAGAAGCAAGGUCGAUAUUUGAUCCUGAAACCAGGCAUGAGAUUUGGCUCAGAGAGAAUUCAGAGGUGAUGUUUCUGGACAGGGAACGAUUUUUGCACUGUAUGUCUCCGAGUAAAGCUCUUGCAGAUGUGGAAAAGUUAUCAUUGGAUCAGUUCGAUGUUUACAAGUAUCAGAUGGGUGGAAGAAAGGGAUUGGUUUAUGGAUGUGUGAAUAAUGCACUCAAGAAUAACAUCAAACACCAGGCAUACUCGACUAAUCUGCUGGUGGCAUUUGAGGCUGCAUGUGCUAUGUACUUGAGUUUGGAAUAUUCUAGAAGAGGAGGGAGCGAGCUUGCAUGUGAGACGCUUUUUAGAUUUGAGAUUCUUUUCGGAAGAUUUUUUCUUUGCUACAAAAAACUAAGAAUCAAAGAGAACGCUAGAGAUUGUUACAAGUACGCAAUUAAAGCUUCAGAGCCUGAUAUUAGAUUGGAGUUGGAACUAGAACGAGAAGCAUUCGAUAAGACAGUUGCUACUGUGAACGAGAACCACAGGGUUAAACUAAACAAUAUGUACUCGGUACAGAUGAUGCAACAUUACUUGUCUGGUAAUAUAAAACGGAUUAUGAUGCGAUACGCUGCUAUAAAUCCCCCUUUGAAGCAAAAGGCUGAGUUUCUUCAGCCAGACCUUGCUGCUUGGAAUCCAGUAUCAAUUGCGGGAUUCGAAGGGCCGCCAAGAAGAACGAGUUAUCAGAGUCUUUUGACAGACCAGCUUUUCAUGAAUUGUGAGCCGAAAUUGUUUUUCAUAGAUGGCUCAUUUAUUGUGAACUUAAAAGUUAAUAACUCCAACUACAAUUUCACGGCCAAGUCUGCAAACUCGAUUGAAGAUGCUCUAAUGUUGGCGAGUCAACGAGCUCAAUGUGCGUUGCAUUCGGACAAAGGAGCUCUCCUAGGCAUGCAGAAAGACUUAACGUCCAUGUUGCAAUAUCUAGCGGAAAACUGUAACGUGACCCUAGAUGACCUUUCUGCAAGAGUUGACCAAUUGGGACCUGACAAGUUCUCUGCGUCUGUAACCUUUAAAGGAAUGGCAGUCCGUUCAUUGGUACAUCAAACCAAAAAUGAGGCUUUACUUAAUGUAGUGUCCCAGUGCUUCAGAGAUGCAGUGAACAACCCGUAAAAAACCGAAUCUAUAAAUUUUAGUUUGUUACUUAAAAUCUGGAAUUUAGUUUAGUUACUAACCAAAAACAAUAUGCAAACAAUACAAAGGUGCAAUCAAAUUAUUUCUGUUGAGCCAAAUCUAAGUUUGAUACUUGAACUUCAUUUAUAUAUCUCAUAUAAGGUCUCGAUGAUAUAUAAUAAAUAACAUAUUCAUCUGGAUGUGCUUAUUUGAAAUAGAAAAGAAUCGCUUUUUAGCGUUAAUUUAUUUUUGUUUCCAAA